Rhagoletis pomonella (apple maggot) is the source of this 726-nucleotide messenger RNA. RefSeq lists its product as uncharacterized. The record is from RefSeq and is a predicted model, not a curated record. Lineage: Eukaryota; Metazoa; Arthropoda; Insecta; Diptera; Tephritidae. The transcript has 4 exons. Bases 165 to 680 code for a protein of 171 amino acids.
CAACGGUCGCCCUUCUAAGGCAGCGCAAGUGUUGCGUCUAGAAAAUUGUCGCUUACUAAGAAAAAGUAUUUCUUUGAAAAAAAAAAAACUGCAAAUAAGUACUAGUUGCAUGUCAGUGCGUUUUUAUCAAAUAUUUGGGAUUCCAUGAGAUCUCAAAACGGGCGAUGAAACUGAAAAUGCGUUAUAAGUUGCAUUGCCAUCUAAUUUUUUUGUGCAUCUUCAUUAUUUUCACCAACACACCGAUGACGACUCGCGCUUAUCGUUCAACAGGCACAAACGCGCUGAUCGAUUACCCGUUCUAUGAUAUGGAAAUGACAGCACCCUUUCCGAGUAAGCGUUCAAUCUCUUGCGAUUCGUGCGGUAAUGAAUGUUCGAGCGCGUGUGGCACAAAAAAUUUUCGCACCUGUUGCUUCAACUACCUGCGCAAGCGUAAUGAUCCGAACGCCAUGAAAUCAAUCAGCAAUAAGCGCCUCAUCGAUUUCAUACUUCUUCAAGGACGCGCUGCGAUGUACACCUUGGAUGAGCAUCAUCGUAGUGCUGGCGGCGGCGGCGGAGGCGGUGGAGAUGAGGGCAGAGGCGCUGGUGUGGAUGCUGGCAUUGACGGAGAUGAGCAGACUUUCUCAGCAACCAAUAAUGGACGUCGAUUUGGCAGUGCGCAUUUUCAUCACAGAACCGUAUAAAGGGCAAAACACUUAGUUUUAUUUUUUUUUUUUUAAUUUUAUGCGA